AUGAAAUUUACAUGGACUCUCUCUGUUGGAAUUAUAAGGCCUUCUUGGAUAGAAUAGCUGGCUUAUUUAGUUAAGAUCCUAGUUUCCAUUAUCUUGUUACCAGGCAAUUGAAAAUGGGAUGAGACUUGUUAUUCCUGCAGUGCUCAUGGACAGAAAGUUUGACUUAUACCCCUCAUCCUGAGGAGAUGUGGAUGCUAAUGAGGAGGAUAAAGACUAUGCUAUGCUGGCGAAAGAGAUCGGUGAUUCUAUGGAACAAAAGCAGUGCAGUCAAAGGUUUUGAUCGGCUUUAGAUUAAAAUUGAACAUAGUCUUGUCAUGCCAAGAUUGCAAAAAACAAGCAGUACUGCAUCUGGACAAAACUUACAUCCAGUAAGGCUUCCUCUGCUCUUUAUCAUCUUUCUCCUGAUGUUACAAGGCAUGAUUUAUUGUGAGUAGCACAAAUAUGUUUAUGCAUCAAUUAAUAGAAUAAUUGGACAACUGCAUUUCAGUUCAAAUUUCAUCAUUACUGGUGCCCACUACGUGCUAAUAAGAGAAAUCCUAUCUCCACUCCCAUUUGCAUACUUGUAGAAACACCUUCGAUAGGCACCCUUUUUCUUCGAUAACUAUUAAGAUGUAUGGAAUAUAUACUAGGCUUUUUGCUUUAUUUGUUGAAAAAUAUUUUUUAGAAAAAUGAAAUAGGUAUUGCUAUGAUGUUUACGACAUUGAAAGUAAUAGUGCACUUCUCAUUUCUUCGAUUGUAUAUGUUGUAAUAGUUGACGAGUAAUUGAUUGUUUAUGUGUUGAGUUUUAUAUAUAUAUAUAUAGAAUCAAUCAUUUGAUAUGCAGAGUAGAGGAGAAUGUAGAUGUUGAAUUUGAGGAUGAUACCAUACUUUCAGGUGGAUCACUAGCCAAGAGGGAAGUUUCACCCAUAAAAAAAAAAGGGAACCUGGAUGUUUGGAGACGAACACAAUGCCUAACAGUGGCAGAACUACUAAAGCUUCUUCAAACUCAGUUGUACCAAAAUGGUAUCAGAGCUUUGCCAUGGAUCAACGGGUGACGAGGUUGGAGAAAACUAUUGAGUCCUUCAAUGGAAAUGGGGAGUUGUUACUACAAUUAGUAGACACUGUAAACAAGCUCAAUAUUAGGAUGGAAGAAAUAGCCAGUAGCUCUCAAGUGUCAAAGCAUGUCAAUGAGGUGACAGAGCACUCCACAUCGCCAAGUCGCAUGCCAGGUGUUCAACAAAAUAACAGAGAAGGCCAAAGUAACCAAUCCACUAAUUCUUUUAUGCCCAAGACUUUGAAAAUUGAUUCUCCUUGUUUUGAUGGCCAGAGUGAUCCUACUAUUUGGUUAUUUAAAGCUGAACAAUUCUUUCAGUUACAUGACAUUCCAACGAGUGAUCGAGUUGCUCUUGCUUCAUUCCAUUUUGAGGGGGACGCCUACCUAUGGUACCAAUAGUUGCAAUAGGAACAAGUGUCUAUCUCAUGGGCAGAAUUUAAAGAAGGAAUGAACUCAAGAUAUGGACCAACUCAAUAUCUUGAUUUCUUUAGCGAGCUUACAAGAAUGCAACAGACAAGCUCAGUUUAAGACUACUAAGAUAAGUUUGAGAAAUUUUUGGCGAAAGUUGGACUGCUGGAACAAGCUCUUCAAGUUAGUUGUUUCAUAGGGGGGCUACAAGAUUCUAUUCACACGGAUGUUAAAGCUAACAAGCUAGGCACUUUAUCAUCAGCUACUGGGUUGGCACGACUUUAUAAAGCACGAGACCUCGACCAACCCAAGCUUAGUCCAGUAGCUACUCGACCUGUACCGAAACCAUUACAACGCACCACUCUCAUCAAAAGAAUGACACUGGAAGAAUUGAAUGAAUGCAGACAUAAAGGAUUGUGUUUUAAAUGUAAUAAGAAGUAUGGUCCUGGUCAUGUAUGCAAGAAACUCUUUAUGAUACAAACUACAUUUAGUGAUGAUGACAUCGAAAUGGAGGAAGAUGGAAUCUCAGAAGGUUAAUUGCUUGGAAUUUCAUUAUAUGCUAUUGCAGGGCUUCGUGCUCCCAACAUUAUGAGAGUUGAGGGUCGUUUGGCUCAUCAACCUAUCAUUGCACUAAUUGAUUCAAGCAGCACCCAUAACUUUAUGAGUGAACAGUUAGCCAAGAAUAUUGGGCUUCAACCGGUACCUGAAGGACACUUGGAAGUGAUGGUGGCCUUAGGAGGAAGGUUAGCAAGUGCAGGUAAAUGUAACCAAACUCAUUUAAUUCUACAGGAAAACUCUAUGUUGAUUUUUA
Molecule: messenger RNA, 2252 nt
Organism: Ricinus communis (castor bean)
Lineage: Eukaryota; Viridiplantae; Streptophyta; Magnoliopsida; Malpighiales; Euphorbiaceae
Exons: 3
Coding region: 947-1432 (161 amino acids)
Source: RefSeq, a predicted model, not a curated record